UGGGUAAUGUUGCUGUCAACGCUGUGGCUGUACCCAGUGUGUUUUUGAGCGACUGGCCUACACAAACAAGUAGUUUUGGCAUUUAUUGACUCAAGUAACUAUGCCUGGUGCCGAUAAAGGAACAGACCUCUCGGAACGCAUAGAGGCCUUCCUUGCUGAACUGAAACGUGGAGGAAGUGGGGCAGGACCACUCCGUGGUGCUGGAGAGACAGCCCGAGAAACCACAGCCCUGUUACGGAGGAUCACAGCGCAAGCACGAUGGAGCAGCGCUGGGGAUCUGAUGGAGAUCAUACGCAAGGAGGGGAGACGGAUGACAGCUGCUCAGCCAUCUGAGACCACAGUAGGCAACAUGGUACGCAGAGUGUUGAAGAUUAUCAGAGAAGAGUAUGCCAGGUCUACAGGGAGUAGUGAAGAAACUGAUCAGCAGGAUUCUCUUCACAAACUUCUGACAUCUGGGGGACUGAGCGAUGAUAACUUCAGGCAACACUUCCCGUCACUUAAAGCUAACGUGAUAGAAGCAAUAAACGAGCUCCUCACUGAAUUGGAGGGAACCACAGACAACAUUGCCAUGCAAGCUUUGGAGCACAUCCAUUCUAAUGAGGUCAUCAUGACAAUUGGACGCUCUCGAACAGUAGAGGCCUUCUUAAAAGACGCGGCGAGAAAGCGUAAAUUCCAUGUCAUUGUGGCAGAGUGUGCUCCUUUCUGUCAGGGUCAUGAGAUGGCUACCAGCCUAUCGGAAGCUGACAUUGAGACAACUGUCAUUGCUGAUGCUGCCAUAUUUGCUGUGAUGUCCCGGGUUAAUAAGGUCAUCAUUGGUACACAGACUGUGCUGGCAAAUGGAGGACUGCGAGCUGUCAACGGGACACACACACUGGCACUGGCUGCCAAGCACCACUCGACUCCACUUAUUGUGUGUGCUCCGAUGUUCAAGCUGUCGCCACAGUUCCCUAAUGAAGAGGACACUUUCCACAAGUUUGUGUCCCCACAUGAAGUUCUUCCCUUCUCUGAAGGUGAAAUCCUCUCCAAGGUGAACGUACACUGCCCCGUGUUUGACUACGUUCCUCCAGAGCUCAUCACACUCUUCAUCUCCAACAUUGGUGGAAAUGCUCCCUCAUACAUAUACCGUUUAGUGAGUGAGCUUUACCACCCUGAAGACCAUGAGUUGUAAGACCUGUAAAUAAAAAGACAAUAUACCUAACUGCA
Molecule: messenger RNA, 1203 nt
Organism: Alosa alosa (allis shad)
Lineage: Eukaryota; Metazoa; Chordata; Actinopteri; Clupeiformes; Clupeidae
Gene: eif2b2
Product: eukaryotic translation initiation factor 2B, subunit 2 beta
Exons: 8
Coding region: 101-1168 (355 amino acids)
Biological process (GO): translational initiation
Cellular component (GO): eukaryotic translation initiation factor 2B complex
Molecular function (GO): translation initiation factor activity; guanyl-nucleotide exchange factor activity
Source: RefSeq, a predicted model, not a curated record